This is a messenger RNA of Linum trigynum, 2643 nucleotides long. Lineage: Eukaryota; Viridiplantae; Streptophyta; Magnoliopsida; Malpighiales; Linaceae. The record is from the annotation of a GenBank genome assembly.
AUUGUAAAUUUUUUACCACAAAAACCCACGGGUACCCAUGAACCCGCGGAUACCCAGCGGGUUGGGUUGGGUUUGAGUUUUUCAAACCCAACGGGUUUUACCCCGGGUUUUUUUGCCGGAUAAACCCAUGGGUUUGGGUUUGGGUUUGACAAAACCCGCCCCAACCCGACCCAUUGCCAUCCUACGGCCCUACCAAAGCAUUUUGUCUAUUAUUUUUUGCUCUCCAAUUUAACCAAUGAUUAAAAUUCAUACCAUAUUGACGGUUCGACGGUUACGAUUAAUAUCGAAGUCAGAUUCAGAAGUACAUGCUUCAAUCUAGCUCUUGAUUCAAAUUGCUCUGACCUCUCUCUAACUUUCCCACUCCAUUCUCCAGGGGAAGCCGCCGGCUUCACCUCUGUGUGACCGGCGGCAACCCAAAUCGCCUCUUCUUUUGUUCAUUAUGAUGUUUCAUUUUCCAUCCCCUUAGUGGGUUCUCCAUUUCUAUCUUUGCUAUUUUCCCUAAGUGGAUUUUGCCAUGAACUUCUCUUAGGAGAUGUUUCCUCUUCCACAUUUCAUAUUUGUUACCAGAUCUUGAAAUCGUUCUUUGUGUGCAGAGGGAAUUGCUUUGCAAUUUACAACUUUCUUGUUGACUUUUGGAGCUCUCCUCCUUGCUUCACUCAAAAUGGCGCAGUGAUUCGGUGGUUUGGCUUGAUGCCGUUGGUUUUACUGUCAACUUGGUGGUUGUAAGGAUGUUUGGCUUUUCUUUGAGGUUUUGAUGCUCUGUCUCUUUUUCUUGUGGUUCGUUUCGCUUGGUGGUGUCUGGGAGUCAGCGGCGGGUUUGGUUGGUGUGGGUGCUGCUUUGUUUGUUGGAGGUGUUGUUUGGGGUGUGGGUUUGUGCAGGUUGGGUGGCGUUCUCAUCCGUUGGCUGCUUGUGCCUGUUUUCGUCAAUCGCUGUUUGUUGUUGUUUUGGGUUUGGUGUUGGUGGCGACGGUGGGCUUCAGGGUUGGUGGGGGUGCGUUGGUGCUUGUUGCAGAGGACUUCUUCCGGGUGCUCUUGUGUUGGUCAGGGGUUUUUUGGUGGCGGAUUCUGAGGAUGUGGGGGUGGUUCGUUUUCAUCGUUGGUGGUCGACGGUUGUUGCUGGUUGCAAGGUGCGGCGGUGGCGGUUGUGUUGUGUGGGUGCUGAGGCGAUGGUCGACGGUGGGGUUGUUGGGGUGGUGGCAGCGUUUCCUGUUGGUGGUGGUCGUCGGCGAUGUUUGUUGGGUUGGUGGCGGCGAUGGCUUUGGGUUGGCGGUGCGGCACGGUGCUGGUGGUGGCUGCGCAUGUUGAUUUGCUUUGGUUUUUUGCUUUAUUGUUGGGCUAGGGUUGUUUUUGGGCUUUAUUGGGCGGUGAUCGUAAGUAUGGGGCUUUGGGCUUUUUGUUUGUUUCUCGUAUAGGUUUGAGGUUUGGUUUUCUUUUCAUUUCGUGUGUUUUCUUUGUGCCUUUUUGUAGUUGGUUUGGUUGUGAGUUGUUGUGGGCUUCUUGUUCUCUGAGACUUGUCUUUCAUCCUUCCUGGACUUUGGUCCAAACUCUGUAACACUCUCCUAUUUCUUAAUGAAAUUAGGUUUCGUCAAAAAAAAAGUCAGAUUUCAGAACGGUAUGAUCAAAGGAGACAAGAAACCGUGCCAGCCAAUUUUUAGCUGGUGAUAUUUAGAUUUGUACAAACUUCAAGCCUAUAUAAGUUAGCUUUCUUUUGAAGGGGCUUGCUAGUAAAUGGUAUAUAAUCCAUUAUUUUAUCUCUGCUAAACAACCCUAGUUAUUGAUACUAAAUGAUUGCUUGCAAAAAACGUCAUUUGAACGACUAACUAAAUCGUCGAGUUAUUGAUACUAAACGAUUCUUGACAAAGAACAUCUUUGGAAAACGAACGACUAACUAAAUCAUGACUAAUAGUUUGAUAUAAGUUACAUCAUUGAAUCCCUCUCAACAACUUGAAUUUUUUAUGCUAAACGGUUCUUGACAAAGAGCACCAUUCAAAGGCGAACGAAUAACUAAACCAUGAAUAAUUGUUUGGUACGCAAGAGAGAUAUUGUUGAUAGUUUCGACUACUAAUAUAUUUUUAUUUACAAGAAAAGUUCAAAUAUAAAAUUCUAUCAUAGAUAUUUAAAAAUUUAAUAAAAAUGGACUCACUUUGAACGAAAUCCUGACUACUCCCCUGAAUCCAGUGACGCGGAUCAUACUCUGAACCAGAACGAGCGCCAAAUGGAAUAGACUACCCUCUAUUAGACAAACAAACGGCUAUGAAUUUUCUUUUUUUUGGUAAAAGCUAUGAAAUUUUCAUCUCUAUACAUCUGUGAGUCAAACGAUCCAGUCUCGUAGUGGAGACUACGAAAGUGUAGCAAUAAGCUCACACGCUAAUGUGCCGGCUAUUCAGGAUUUUUCCAAAAAUACCACUAAAAAGAAAAUUUCCAAAAUUUUCCAAAAAUGCCACUAAAAUAAUAAUUAAAAAAUACCACACAUUUCCAAAAUGUCCAAAAAUACCACUCUUUCUAAAAAAACAACUUGUGGGCGCGGUUUUCGGUGUAAACCGCAUAGAUUGGGGCGGUUUUAUUGACCGCAUGGGGUGGGGGCGAUUUGGUCCAAAACCGAUGCCCCCUGCGGUUUGGUCCAAAAAAAAAAUUCCGAUCAAU